CCUAUCUCACACCGGAGCAGUGCCGUGUGGUUACUGGGAAGAUCCCCUGUGCAGAUGCCCCCGGCCACGCUGCUUGUGCACAGGCUGGCUGCUGUUACGAUGAGACGGACCCAACGACUCCCUGCUACUAUGGCAACACAGUCACUAUUCAGUGCCUCCUGGAUGGUCACUUUAUUCUGGUGGUCUCCAGGGACAUGUCUGCCCACCCCAUCGUUCUGGACAGUGUCCGGCUAGCCUACGCCCAGACUGGGUGUGAUCCCAUCAGGAAGACCGAGGCUUUUGUGAUCUUCCACUUUCCCCUCAUGCAGUGUGGCACCACAGCUCAGGUGAUCGGGGAUAAACUGAUCUAUGAGAACCAGCUGGUCUCUGGCAUUGACAUCCGGACUGGGCCAGAUGGCUCCAUCACCCGGGACAGCACCUUCAUCCUCCAUGCUCGCUGCAUCUACAAUGCCAGUGACUUCCUGCCACUGCAGGUCCAGGUCUUCCUGUCCCCCUCACCUGCUCCAGUCACCCAGGAAGGACCCCUCCACCUUGAGCUGCGCAUUGCCACAGACCUGAGCUACACAUCCUACCUUGAGGAGGGAGACUACCCUGUGCUGAAGGUGCUCAGGGACCCUGUCUACGUGGAGGUUCGCAUCCUGCAGAGAACAGACCCCGCCCUGGUUCUGGUUCUGCACCAGUGCUGGGCCACCCCCAGUGCAAACCCCCUGGAGCAGCCGCAGUGGCCCAUCCUGGUGGACGGGUGCCCGUUCCUGGGAGACAAUUACAGAACCGAGCUCGUGCCCAUGGGCCCGGCUUCCUCUGAGCUGCCCUUCCCGACCCACCACCAGCGCUUCGUCCUCUCCACCUUUGCCUUUGUGGACUCUGCUGCCCAGAUGGCACUUGAUGGACUGGUGUACCUCUUCUGCAGUGCCUCUGCCUGCCACCCCUCCCAGCUGGAGCCCUGCAGGACCUGGUGCCCCUCGGGGGCUGCUAUAAGAGGCCGUCGGUUUCUGCAUAUUGGCAAUGGGACAGGAGAGCCCCAGGACCUAGUGAGUUCUCAUGGACCUCUGAUCUUCCAGGAAAGUCCUAGACCACAUGGAGAGCAAGUCUAUGUCUACUCAGACCCUGCCUCCAGACUGGACCUGGCUUCUCUACUUCUGGCUGUGAUCUCCCUGGGGGUGGCCAUUUCCCUCAUCAUUGUGGCUCUGCUCUGCAGGAGAAAGGGCUGGGUUUCAAGAUCCCAAAGACUCCAUCGUGACUUACUGUCAAACCAAGGUGGAAAAUAAAAAUUGA
Pelodiscus sinensis (Chinese soft-shelled turtle) is the source of this 1275-nucleotide messenger RNA. NCBI's taxonomy places the organism in Eukaryota, Metazoa, Chordata, Testudines, Trionychidae. The record is from RefSeq and is a predicted model, not a curated record.